UGUGAUCCACACAUCUUCAGUCAACUCCUUUGCAUUAUUUGCCAAUUUUCAACCCAAACAAUAUCUGAAAUUAAAACUCAAACCUUAAGAAACAGGCCGUCUUCCCCUUUUUACAUAUGGCUAUUGCCGAAAUCUUUAUAGGAGCAUUUAUUACGGUGUUGUUUGAGAAGCUGGCCUCUGCUGACUUGAUCAGGCUAGCUCGAUCUGCAGGAAUAUAUUCUGAGCUGGAGAACUGGAAAAGCACUUUGUCCCAGAUUCAAGCUGUCCUUGUUGAUGCAGGUCAGAAGCACAUCAAAGACAGUUCUGUUCAGUUGUGGCUCAACAAACUUGAGCAUUUGGCUUACGAAAUAGACGAUAUACUCGAUGAUUUGGCCACCGAAGCUAUGCAGUACCAAUUGAAAGAGACAUCUAAUGCCAAUAUUAGUAAGGUAUUGAAAGUUAUUCCAACUUGUUGUACUAGUGUCGCUCCUCAUAGCAUAAAGUAUGGUCGUAAGAUGAGUUAUAAGCUCGAUGAGAUUACAACCAAAUUGCGUGCUCUUGUUGAGGAGAAAAGUAUUCUGGGUUUGAUUAGUAAUGUUGAGAAAUCACAUAGAACAAGUAGACGAUUAGAGGAAACUUCAUUGGUUGAUGUAACCAGAAUUGUGGGUCGUGAUGAGGAUAAAGAGGCAUUGCUAAUGAAGUUGUUAGGAAACGAAUCAUGUGAUGAAAACUUCAGCAUUGUGUCCAUUGUUGGUUUGGGUGGGAUUGGCAAGACCACUCUUGCACAAGUAUUGUAUAAUGAUAAGAAAGUUAAGGAUCACUUUGAACUCAUGUCAUGGGUUUGUGUGACAGACGAGUUCGAUGUAUUUAAUAUUAGCAAGGCUAUUUUCAAAGAUGUGGGUGGGGAAGACAAAAAGUUUGAAACUCUUAAUCAGCUUCAUGUGGCCCUUUCGGAAAGACUUUCAAGUAAAAGGUUCCUACUUGUUCUAGACGAUGUAUGGAACGAAAGUUACAAUGAUUGGGAACUCCUCCAACGCCCUUUCGUUGUAGGGGCAUCCGGGAGUAAAAUAAUUGUAACAACACGGAAAACCACGGUUGCAUCUGUAAUGGACUCUGCUCAAUCUUACCCUCUCGAGCUUUUGUCAAAUGAAAAAUCUUUAUCUUUAUUUGCUCAGCAUGCAUUAGGUAAACAAAAUUUUGAUUCACAUCCAACCCUCAAAUCAUAUGGUGAAGGUAUCGUGAAGAAAUGUGGCGGAUUGCCUUUGGCUUUGAGGACACUAGGGAGGGUAUUGAGAACAAAGACGAAGAAUGAAGAAUGGGAGGAGUUGUUGAAUAGUGAAAUAUGGAAUUUGCAGAAUGAAAUUCUUCCAGCUCUAAGGCUCAGCUACUAUGAUCUCCCACCGCAUUUAAAGCAAAUGUUUGCAUAUUGUUGCUUAUUUCCUAAGGAUUACUUAUUUGACAAGGAUGAACUGGUCCUACUAUGGAUGGCAGAAGGACUUUUGCAGGAUUCGAAAGGCAGCAAGUUAAUGGAGAGCUUAGGAAGGGAGUGUUUUGAAGAGCUAGAGUCACGAUCGUUUUUUCAGCAGUCUACCAUUGAUAAAUCACGAUAUGCAAUGCAUGAGCUGAUAAAUGACUUGGCCACAAGUGUCUCAAGAGAGUUCUUUUAUACAUUUGGUGAUAUGAUAGAUGUUUACGCCAAGACUGAAGCUUUAGAGAAGUUCCACCACCUUUCAUUUAUUCGUGAACGAUAUGGAGUCUACAGAAAGUUCAAGGCAUUAAAAAGAGUUAGAUGCUUGCGAACUUUCUUAGCUAUGUCAGUUACAAAGUUGUUUACAUGGCAAAGAUUUUACUUAUCAAACAAGGUUCUUACCGAGCUAAUUCCCCAACUACAGUUCCUAAGGGUGCUAAGCCUAGCUAAUUAUAACAUUACAGAGAUACCACAAUCUAUUGGUAGUCUCAAACAUAUGAGGUAUCUCAAUUUUUCCAACACUGACAUCACAUGUUUACCCGAACAAGUCGGUGACCUUUAUAAUCUACAAAGCUUGUUGCUUUCUGGAUGUCCACAUUUAUCUAGCUUGCCAAAUAGUGCUGUAAAGUUAGUAAACCUGCGACAUCUUGACAUUAGAGAUACUCCAAAGCUAACCAAGACGCCGUUACGACUUGGUGAGUUGACAGGUCUGCAAACGCUUUCCAAAGUCAUCGUUGGAGGAGCUGAUGAGUUUAAAAUAUCUGAUCUUAAGGGCCUAUUGCAUCUUCAAGGUCAACUUUCCAUUGAAAGGCUCGAUAAAGUGAUAGAUGCAACACAAGCCAAGGAGGCAAACUUACAGCAAAAGAAGGGCCUUUGUGAUAUGGAGAUGAAAUGGAGUGAUGUCUUUGAUAGUUCUCGUAAUGAAGUGACUGAAUAUGAAGUUCUGGAAGGGCUACAGCCUUUUGAGAUGUUAACAAGCCUCAAGAUUUUGUACUAUGGUGGAAAAAAAUUUCCUAGUUGGGUCGGGGAUCCCUCAUAUGUUUUCUUAACCCAGCUUACUUUAUGUGGCUCUAGAAGUUGUAUAUGUUUACCAACACUUGGACAUCUACCGUCACUUCAGAAGUUGUUAGUUCAAAGCAUGAAUGGGUUGAAAAUAUUGGGUCCGGAGUUACUUGCACCUCUCAACUCUCCCUAUGGUGUCGCAUUUCCAUCACUUGAAGUUUUGGAAUUUAAAGAUAUGCAGGACUGGAAGGAAUGGUCAACUGGUGACAAAGAAGGAACUGCUGGAUCAUUUCCUUGUCUUCAUGAGAUGUCUAUAAUCAGUUGUCCGGCACUAGAUGUGGUGGCAGUUGAGUUAAUACCGUCACUUCGGGUUUUAGAUAUACAAGGAUGUUCAGUAUCGGUAUUGAGAAGCAUAGUUGGUCUAUCUUCAUCAAUCAAUAGAUUGACAAUGUGUGAUAUCAAAGGACUUACUCAGCUAUCUGGUGAAGUUUUAGCUCAUCUCCAGGCAGUUGAAAAUUUACGCAUUUUACAAUGUGAUGAAGUUAGACAUUUGUGGAAAUCAGACGUGGAGGCAUGUGAAAUUCUUCUGAGUUUGCAGAAGUUGGAAGUAAGUGGGUGUGUAAAUUUGUUAUCCCUGGAAGAGAAAAAGGUAAAUUCUGUGAUUAGCAUACAAUCUUUUAGAGAAGUUGAAAUUAACAAUUGUCUGAGGUUAGAGAGUUACUAUUGUCCAAAUAAUAUCGAGAAGUUAAAGAUAUCCGGUUGUGGUUCAAUUACAUCUUUGACCUUUCCAACAAAUCACAACCUUCCGUCCUCUUUGAAAAUUCUUAAUAUUGAGAAUUGUCAUAAUCUGGAGGUGAAUUGGCUUCUUAAUAACUUCUUGUCAUCGCUUGAAUCUCUUGUCAUUUAUAAAUUGCCAAAACUGAGGUUGUUCCCGGAAGGAUGCUUAGUUCACCUCACCACGUUGAUGGUUUCUAGUUGUGAUAAUUUAGAAUCUAUUCCAUGUAAAGGCUUUGGUUUUCUCCCAUUUCUUUGCCUAAGAUCUCUUUUGAUCAAUAAUUGCAAGAAUCUAAAGUCAUUUCCUCAUGAACAUUUGCAAAGUCUUGCAUCUUUGGAAUAUAUGUGGAUAAGUUACUGUCCAAGUAUUGACUACUCUUUUCCUUGUGGUUUGUGGCCUCCAAAUUUGAGCAACCUGUCAAUAGGAGGCUUAAAGAAGCCCAUUUUAGAUUGGGGGGUGCAAAAUUUCCCAACCUCUCUUGUUACUCUAAUCUUGUAUGGUGAGAACUCUGGAGUGAUUCCAUUUGCAAAUGCAGAAGAUAUGACGAAUAGCAGCAAUACUACUACGUCAUGUUUCCAUCUUCCAUCAUCUCUAACUUAUCUAUAUAUCAGUAAUUUUAUGGACAUGAAAUCACUUUCAAAGGGGAUGCAACACCUCACUUGCCUUGAAGAAUUAGUAGUUUGGUCAUGCCCAAAGCUUAGAGAUUUGCCAGAGACGCUAAUUCCUUCGCUUUCAAGUUUGUGUGUGAAUUAUUGCCCGAGACUGGGAAAAAAGUAUCGUAGUAGAAAAGGCAAGUACUGGCCCAUCAUCUCACAAAUUCCUCAUCUUGCUAUAGAAUGAUCUCCCUCGGGGGAACGAUUUAUGAAGGUGGCCAAGUCUCCAAUUUCCAUUUUAAGUACUUCAUGGCUGAAUGAUGGAGUAGAGAUAACAGGACUGCCAAUAGACAUGAUUGAUCAUUAUGAAUUGUUUUGGCUUGUAUGUUCAAGUAGUUACUGCAGUCACUUGUUAUCCAAUUUUCACUUGUAUGCCUCUUAUAGUCUUAUAUAUUGUGUUCAUUGAACUUGGUGUGACGUCGCCCCUAUAAUCCAAAACCGAAUUAUAUGAA
This is a messenger RNA of Erigeron canadensis, 4329 nucleotides long. RefSeq names its product putative disease resistance RPP13-like protein 1. NCBI's taxonomy places the organism in Eukaryota, Viridiplantae, Streptophyta, Magnoliopsida, Asterales, Asteraceae. The record is from RefSeq and is a predicted model, not a curated record. The transcript has 2 exons. Gene Ontology annotation, molecular function: ADP binding. Gene Ontology annotation, biological process: defense response to other organism. Bases 117 to 4064 code for a protein of 1315 amino acids.